AUGUUUAAAACGCCAAAGAAGAUGACGCCUACGGGUGGAAAUUCUGUCAUGAGUUCCCAGAAUCUGUCUACAUUGGCUAAGUCGUUAUUGACAUUGGCGAAUUUGCAAGAAGUGAAACUUAAAGUUCGUCAUCUAUGGAAAAAUGGGCAGUUGGACAAAUUGCAAGCUGCCCAAUUGAUAAGAAAGUGGAGAAGUCGACAGUGGCAGCAGCAACAUAAGAACAAGGAAGCAUUAGUAAAGAACCUAUCAGAAGAGUUAGAUUCUACGGAAGAACAAACCCUAGACGAUGUCAAGCAGUUAGUCAACAGAUAUAUAUCAUCUGGCAGAAUUACUGCUAAAGAUGGAGCUUUUCUCAUUAAGAAAUGGAAAAAACGCGAAAGUCGUCGCAUAAAGCGACAUUUGGAGAGUAGUCAAUCGUGUUGUUUUUAUUGUCGACAGACUGGUCAUAAAUUUUCGGAAUGUCCAGAGAAAGAUGACAGAGUAAUGGGCUCUGGAAUCUGUUUCAAGUGUGGUUCAACUGAACAUACGUCAUCAAAGUGUCUCCGCCAAAAUAUUCGUGGUAUUUCAUGGGAUAAUCUUCGAUUUUUUGUGGAUUUGGAUUUCGGUUUUCCUUACGCAGUGUGCUUUGUAUGCAAACAGCAAGGACAUCUUUCUAGGGAUUGUGAUAAAAAUGCUAAUGGAAUUUAUCCAGAUGGAGGCUCGUGUAAUUUAUGUGGAUCUCAGAAGCAUUUAAAGAAAGAUUGUCCGUCGAAAAGAGUUGACAAACAAACUGACCCGUUGAUUGGUGUAGCUCAUUAUGCUACUUACGGUGGUGAUGACGACGUUGGUUGUACUGGAAGUGAUGUUGUAGAAGAUCAUCCUAAAAAGAAGUUUGAAAGGAAAAGGGUUUGCAUAUAA
Messenger RNA from Thelazia callipaeda (thelaziosis nematode), 897 nucleotides. The record is from the annotation of a GenBank genome assembly. Lineage: Eukaryota; Metazoa; Nematoda; Chromadorea; Rhabditida; Thelaziidae.